GAGGUGCUCGGCCAGGGGAGUUUCGGUGUCGUCUAUAAGCAGAUCCACAAAACCACGGGGGAUUACCGUGCUGUAAAGGCGAUCGAUAAGAGGCUAGCAAGGCUCGAUUACUCUAGGGAGCCUCUUGUGAUGGCGGUAUUGGUGGAGGUUUGUGCUCUCGCCCCCGGGGGAAGUUUGCGCCAGUUUGACAUCCCCAAGGGGUCCUCUUCUUGUGGUCUAAUUGUCAACUAUUUUAGCAUCCGUCGUUAUUUGUCCAGUUUCUAGAAUGUUUUGAGGACUCCCAGACUCUGUAUAUUGCGAUGGAAUAUUUCGAGAAGGGUGAUCUCACCAAUUAUAUCGGUGAACCACUGCCACAAGGAGAUGUCAAAAUCAUUUCGAAGCAAAUACUCGAGGGUCUCAAAUUGAUGCAUCAACACGGGAUAGCUCAUCGAGAUAUAAAGCCUGCGGUAUGAUCCCUCCACCUCGCUUGACAAUGUCGCCACGCAAAAUACUAAUGGAUGCUUAGAACAUAUUUGUAGUUUCUAUGUACCCACCCCUGAUCAAACUCGGGGAUUUCGGAAUAUCGAAACGGAUUCAACCUCAAGAUACAACAACCUUUCACACCCGAGUGUCAACUCCUGUAUACGGUGCUCCCGAGGUUCUAGAUUUGGACUCCCAGAGCGAAACCUCUGCCUACACGAAUUCUGUCGACAUUUGGUCAUUCGGGUGUGUGAUAUAUGAGUUACUUGUCAGGGAGAGGUUAUUCGUCACAGGAAUCCAAGUGUACGAGUACUUCCACGGGAUACGUCCGUUUCCCGAAAAUAAACUAAAAGGGUUAUCACCCCCGACAGACGACGUCGGAAUUUUAUUCCUGAAGUCCACGCUCGAAAUACAACCCGGGGAUCGUCCUACCGCAGCGGGGGCACUGGGCCACGCGUGGCUG
Molecule: messenger RNA, 922 nt
Organism: Tuber aestivum (summer truffle)
Lineage: Eukaryota; Fungi; Ascomycota; Pezizomycetes; Pezizales; Tuberaceae
Source: the annotation of a GenBank genome assembly